AUGGCGCGACAGGAAUCGCUCGAAGGCGAGCCAUGGCUCAUCGUCGAGCCUGACCCUGGUUCCUUGUCGCAACUAUGCUCCAACAUGGGUGUCCAAGGCGUUCAAGUGGAACAGAUAUGCUCUUUGAACCGGGGCAUGCUUCACGAUCUCAGGCCAAUUCACGGCAUCACCUUAUUAUUGCAUCACAAACCUGAAAGAUCUCACAGAGACGAUGGAUCUACUACAACAACCCACGCUAACAACGUUUACUUUGCCAAUCAGGUGGUUCAUGAAGCCUAUGCCAUCUAUGCACUGCUUAGCGUAUUGAUGAAUUGCAAUGAUGACACGGUCGAUUUGGGCUCGGAAUUGAUCAACUUGAAAGAAUUUACUGAUGAUUUUCCACCAAUGCUCAAGGGGCUCAGUGUGACGAAUAGCAAGAUACUCAAGGAUGCACAUAAUAGUGUUGCAAGACGUCAACAAAGGCGGCUUAUGCGCGGCGAUGACAUCUAUCACUACAUUACUUAUAUACCAAUUGAUGGAUACCUAUGGGAAUUGGAUGGAUUCAAAAGAGGACCUCUUCGAUUAGCAUCCUGCACAGAAACAGGUUGGAUUGAUACGGCGCGUACCGAGUUACAACGCAAGAUUGAACUGUACCAGCGACAACAGAUACCCUUCACGAUAUGGUCCGUGGUUGAGGAUAGACGACGUGUAUAUCAACGCCAAUUAGCCGCCAAAGCGUAUAUGAAAAGAGCCAUCGAACAACAUCUCGAAGCACACGAUCCAAGUUGGCGAGUUCCGUUACGUGCACAACAAUGGGAAGAGGAAUACAAACAUGCAUUGGAAGCUGAAAGAUGUAAGCGCGGAACAGACAUAUAUUCCACCCUUGAUACUUGGAUGUUCGAGGCAUCAGCAGCAACUCCAGCAAUGACCACCGAAUCACACUUGUUGACAAGCAGUGACCUUGUUGAUCUUCAAGCUCAAAUUGGCUUCAAUACCCAAGGACGAUCAUUGGAAGAAAUAAUGGAUUUUUGGCUCCAAGUACAAGAUGAUUCUCUCAGGAUUUACAAACAACUAGGAGAAGAAUGCGAAAAGCAACAAAAGUAUCAGGAUGAUGUGAUUCGACGACAGCAUGAUUAUACGCCAUUCAUCAAAGCAUAUUUACAACGACUCUUGGUUCAUGGCCAUCUUGAACGGAUGAUUGCUGAUUUAUCCUAG
Molecule: messenger RNA, 1194 nt
Organism: Lichtheimia ornata
Lineage: Eukaryota; Fungi; Mucoromycota; Mucoromycetes; Mucorales; Lichtheimiaceae
Exons: 10
Coding region: 1-1194 (397 amino acids)
Biological process (GO): ubiquitin-dependent protein catabolic process; protein deubiquitination
Cellular component (GO): cytoplasm
Molecular function (GO): cysteine-type deubiquitinase activity
Source: RefSeq, a predicted model, not a curated record